GGGGGAGUAGGUAGCCUGACUGCAGCGGACGUGCUCCGGCGUAGGCUAUAUCCCCUUCUCCCGUCUCUCUCUGACGGGAUCCGCAUCACCGCAGUGUGUAGCUGUGUCUGGUUCAUGCUGACCGUUCGAGAACCAGAAAACAAUAUAUUUUGAAUGCGGGCGGCCAAGAAUGGAUCAGGGACUUGGCACGGCGACGGGAGGGAGUUUCAUAUCGUUGAGUGAGAACGAACAAAGAUGUUACUCAGGUCUGUGCACUCUUUGCCAAGCUGACAGCCCGGGGAAACUAGCGGCGAGCAAAGUCGGAGAGCUGUUCAGAGCAUCUCAGCUACCUGCCGAAACCCUGCAUCAAAUCACAGAGCUGUGUGGGGCCAAGCGCCUGGGCUACUUCGGCACGGGGCAGUUCUACGUGGCCCUGAAGCUGUUGGCGGCGGCACAGUCAGGCCUCCCAGUCCGCCUUGAGAGCAUUAAGAGCGAGCUGCCCCUCCCCAGGUUUUCGGGAAUGAAAAGUGACGCAGAGCCCCUGUACUCAAACCACUCGCAGAACAGUGACGUUCAGGGUCACCAGUCUGUGGCGGCGCCUGGGUCUGUCCUGCGAGCAUCGGUGGACAGAGGCAACUUCAGACAUCCAGAGAGCAGCGGGGAGAAGCAGGAGCAUCAGUCUCCCCCGCUCUCGCCCAUCAGCUCUCCCCCUGGUUCCCCAUCCACCUACCGCAGCUACACCCACAGUACACAGAGGAACGGCACUGAAACACUACUGGGGCAGUUACCACGGGGUGCAGGGCGGCCUUUCACCCAGCAGGAGAGCUCCUCCCCUAGUCACUAUGGGUCCAAGCCUUCACUGGAACAGCCCACCAUCGCCCGGACUCACUCCAUCGAGAGGUUGGUGGAUCACAGCGCGGAGGACUACCCUGACAACCCCUGGAGGAUAACAGAGGAACAGCGGGAAUACUACACCAACCAAUUUAAAACCCUGCAGCCAGACCUGGGUGCACUCAUUCUGGGGUCCGUUGCAAAGAACUUCUUCACAAGAUCCAAGCUACCAAUACCAGAACUGUCUCAUAUAUGGGAGCUGAGUGAUGUAGACUGCGAUGGAGCCCUGACCUUCGCCGAGUUCUGCACUGCCUUUCACCUCAUUGUGGCCCGCAAGAAUGGCUAUCCUCUUCCAGAGACCCUCCCCCCAACACUGCUGCCUGCUUUUGUGGAACAGGAUGGAGGUCCUCAGAGGCCUGUGACUGAGGAGACCUUCUUCAGCGUGAGCCAGCAGCAGACAGAGCCAGCAGCCAGAGAGAGGACAGAACCACUUAUCUCCUUUGAAGACACCGCAUUAGUUGCCACCCAGCAGGAAAAUAGUAAAUAUGAAAUACAGGCUCCUCUGUCUGAGAAGACCACCUCAAAGCAAGAAUUGAGAGAAGAGCCCUUAAAGUCAGCAUUCAGUCCAAAAGGAGUGGCAAAAAUUACAGCCAAACCAGCUGAAAAUGAGUACAAUGUAAAAGAAAGGCCAGAUCCCCCGCAUGAGUUGGAUCCUCAGAUGAGAUCAAGAACCAGGCCAAGGUCAUACUCCAGCACCUCUAUCGAUGAUGCCAUGAAGAAGUCAGAGGAGCCACCCACCCCUCCGCCCCGGCCCCAGAAGACACACUCACGCGCAUCCUCCCUGGAUCUCAACAAACUCUUCCAGCAGGGUAGCCAGGGUGUCAAGAGUGGCUGGCUGCCCCCUCCUCCUGCUCUUCCCCCUCGACCACUGGUCACACAGAUCCCACACUUCAUUCCCCCAGUAGAGACAAGCUCCCAGAAUGCUGUGCAGCAGCCCAACUUUGCUGACUUCAGUAGGUUCAGAGAAGAGGAGGAGAACACUGCUAAAGGAGGAGAAACGUCUCAAAUAAGCAAGGCCACUACACACACAGAGGAGGCUGGACCCUCCAAACCAGAGGGGACACUCACCCAACCCCCCCAGAAACCAUUCCGCAGGAAGUACCGCCAGGACAGCCAGAACUUGGAACCAGCCUCGCCCACGUCUGCUCCCUCCACGCAUUCCUCCACCCCAUCGUCUGCCCCUCCUGCUGCUGCGAUCAAGCCCAUCCAAAAGCUACCCUCCAGGCAGAAGAGGGAGAUCCAGAUGGCCAUCCGCAAGAACAAGGAGGCCAACGCAGUGCUGACCCGACUGAACAGCGAGCUCCAGCAGCAGCUCAAGGAAGUCCAUCAGGAGAGGGUCACACUGGAGUCUCAGUUGCAGGUCCUGCGCCCUGUUGCCUACAUCUGACCCCACCCUCCUUAUUCCCCACCAUGUCCUGCGUGCUUCUGAAGCUGAACAGAAUGUCCUCUCAGCUAUUUGCACAUGGUCAACAGAGCUCUAGCAAACAGACCAGGAGGAUAGAUUUCCUCGUGAAUCUUCAUUCCCCAUCUGAGAACAGUGACCCCAGUUUUACUACAGAAAAGGACUUGCUUCAAGAAUGAAGACCAAUUGAAACUCAGGCAAAUCUUCAGCAGGCCCCUGCUUGUGUGAUGCUGGGCUGCAUUUGCCUGAUGUUUAAGGCGCAUGUGCCAAUGUGUUGCAGUGACCUGAAUAAUGUCUGUGUGUAUGUGCGUGUAUGUGUGUGUUUGUGUGCGCUUUGGAGGACAGUGACAUCAAAGAAAAAAACGACACUGAGGAUGAGCCUGGUGAGGUCUACAAGGCAAAGAUCAACCAUGCCACAACUCAUGAAAUAAUGACCAGCAAAACAGUCUAAUCUGAAGCAGGCACAGUAAUCGUGACAGUGGCACCACAACUAUAAUUCUUCCACUGCAUUUUUUUUUUACAUUCUAGAG
Molecule: messenger RNA, 2802 nt
Organism: Megalops cyprinoides (Indo-Pacific tarpon)
Lineage: Eukaryota; Metazoa; Chordata; Actinopteri; Elopiformes; Megalopidae
Gene: reps2
Product: RALBP1 associated Eps domain containing 2
Exons: 20
Coding region: 170-2257 (695 amino acids)
Biological process (GO): endosomal transport; endocytosis
Cellular component (GO): cytoplasm; plasma membrane
Molecular function (GO): protein binding; calcium ion binding
Source: RefSeq, a predicted model, not a curated record